GUUAUGAUUAACACCAUGAUUAACUACAGCAGCCUUCGUCAGCGAAAUAUUUUCUCUGUUCAUUUGGGGAAACCAUUAACUAUUAAAAACCUUUCCAUGUGAGACUGCGGGAAUCAGUAAACGCCAGAAGCGUGAUGGAUGUGGCCACAGCGCCAGCCCGCAGGAAAACAAGCCCGUCUGAAUGUGGCUUUGAAGAAAAGGAGCUGUCCUGAUCAGAAAUUUGGGUUUGGAGGCAGCGCGCCCCGCCCUCUGGCCCUUUAUAAGAGCCUGUUGGCAGGAAGGUCAAACAAAAACAGGAACACUGGAGAUCGCGUCGCUGUUCAUGACGCACUCGUGGAUGUGAACUCUGGCUGAGACCUAACGGAUUACGCCGGCUGUUUUUGACGACAAGCAAAGCCCACGAGUGGCCAUGGAUCUUCUCAAUCACAACUACUUGAAUGCGCGCAACCCGUAUGACUACACUUUCAAUUUCUGGAACGACUAUCUCGGGCUGACGACUUUGGUUACUAAGAAUAAUCAACUCAGCAUGCCCCAGAACCCCAACUCCAUCACCGAGUCCCUCAAAGCGACUCUGGGUUUGGACGACUCCCCGGAGUGUCCAUGCGUAAUCGCGGGCGGCGUUGGAGAGAGCGGACAGCUGGACUGCUGCUGCCCGUCCGGGAGCCCCCCGCCGCCCUCCAUCCUGGACCUGAAGGAGCGUUUCUCGAUCCUUAGCCCCUUCCAGAGUCAACUGCCUGAGCGGGAGGUGGGCUUUGGAGGGAGCUUCGCUGGGUUCGAUCUGUUUGGUAUGGAGAGGAAGAUGCGCAAACCCGCUUCCAGGAGCAAACAGGAGCCGAAAAUCUGCGUCUUCUGCCGAAAUAACGGAGCGCCGGAGGAGGUGUUCGGAUCUCACGUCCUGAAAACUCCGGACGGCAGGGUCGUAUGUCCAAUUCUGAGGGCUUAUACCUGCCCUCUCUGCAGUGCCAACGGGGACAAUGCCCACACAAUAAAAUACUGUCCACUGUCAAAAGACCAGCCAUCCCAGCGACCAUUAAAGGGGGGCAGGGCUGUGGGCGGUAAGAGGAUGAAAAUCUUCUAAAACAGGAGACUGUAAGGAAAACUGAAUUGCACUGAACUAUUUUAAGAGGACUGUUUUGAUUUGGGCUCUAGCCUUUAUUCUUGUUUCAUAAACAUACUGAUUUUGUCUGUUUUCUCCUAUAAGAUUUCUUAUAUUUUUAUAGUUCUUUUAUCCACAUAGAAUAAGUUAAUGCUUUAUACGUUUGUUUUUUUCUCCCUUCUAGUUGGUAGUCAUUUGAGAGUGUGCAUAUAAACACACACAUGUAUCAAUAAUCAUAAAGUGUGAAUACGUUUUAAAAAAGAUAUUUUGGUCUUCUAGGGAAACACACUGACAUCAGAAGGGGUGAAUGUCUCAGCCUAUCUCUGCCAAGUAUUUUUGUACAGCGAGUGAAGCUUGCUGCGAUUUCCUUUCAUGUCUUAGUAAACCAAAGUUAUGUUUGCCAUUAAAGAAUGAGAAUGUGUCAUUAAGAGUACUGGUAUGGGUCUGACUGGAGGAAGGAACUGUUUGAUCCUUUCUGCCUGCCUGAAAACACCACCACCUAUUUUACACCUUGCUCAUGACAUAGGCAUGAGAGGAAAGGUCUUUGAAAUAAGAAAAAAAAAAACAAUGUGGCCUCUGUUGGUUUAUUUUUUUUUAUCUAUUUUGCCAAACCUUUGUUCCAAUUCCUUUUGAUGAGAAAAUCAUCCAAACUAAGAAAUGAGAAUAAACACAUAUCUUAUGUUUACAUUCCCAAAAUAAGGGUGACACUGGAUUUAUUUUUUGUCAGGUUGUUUGGUUUCGGUCUGCCCUGACGAUUUGUUCACCAGAGAGUCUACAGAGGCAGAUCUGCUCUGCAGUACGAAGUGGAGUGAGUCCUACCCACCUUUCCCUCUUUGUGAGGGUGAAAAAUAGCAAAAUGAAUGUUAGUCAACAACAAUUCUGUUACUUAAUACCUGGAGAAUCCCAAAAAUAGAUGCAAACAUGUUGUGAAUGUAUGGUUGAAAGUGUCACUUGCAGGACUGCAUGUGUCUGAAAGUUUUGUUUACCAAAGGAAUACAACUGUGUUGAAGAAAAAUGGAAGAUUUGCUGUUGUAAAAGAAUUUUUUUCUGUAUUUUAACAUUACAAGUGACUUCAGAGGGUACUACCUCAAUGGGAUUUUGUACUUAUAUGUAAAAAUGUUAACUACAGUUAAUUGAUGUAGUGCUGCCAUUUAUAAUAAGGAUUUUGAUAGUAUUUUUGAUCUUUGUAUAACAUAAUCUUAUUUUCAUUCUGUUGCAUUUAACAUGAUGGAAGUGAAUUUCCAGAAGCUACAAGCGUUGCUCACCAAAAGGUGAUUAUCUGUAAAUAGUGAUUAUGCCCUCGCUUUUUAAAGAUUAGAUGUCAAAUAUUGGAUUGAGAGUGUGCAAGAGUGGGUACUGAAAAAAAACCAAUGCUGACAACAGGCACCACUUUUAACAGAGGUUUUGAUGAAAUGAUUACGAGAAAAAGAGAAAAACACUGUUGAACUUUGUUAUUUAUAUUUUACAAGACUUUACUGUAUGCUGCUGUGCAGAAUAACAUGAAUUCACUAGAGAAAUAAAAUGUAUCAAAUAUUCAGAGCUAUAA
This is a messenger RNA of Nothobranchius furzeri (turquoise killifish), 2642 nucleotides long. RefSeq names its product nanos homolog 1 (gene nanos1). Gene Ontology annotation, molecular function: zinc ion binding; mRNA binding. NCBI's taxonomy places the organism in Eukaryota, Metazoa, Chordata, Actinopteri, Cyprinodontiformes, Nothobranchiidae. Gene Ontology annotation, cellular component: perinuclear region of cytoplasm. The record is from RefSeq and is a predicted model, not a curated record. Gene Ontology annotation, biological process: negative regulation of translation; oogenesis.